UUGCCGCCCCUGGCAGAUAGGCAGGCGUGAGGCUGUAAUAAUUUUUCGGCCGAGUUCACCCCACCAAACUACUUAUCCUCUCAGAGAACGACAGAAGUGCUCGCAAGAUCCAAACGGAAAGCAUUGGAAUUAGUUUUGAAUAAACAGUCUACCCUCACGCCACAAAUUACUACUACUCUUGAGGCACGUCCAUCAACGGCAACCUCAACCACACCAACACCAACACCAAUUAUCCCCACCCAUCAAUCACAACAGUAUCAUCAACAUCUUCAUCCUCAUUGCAAGUCUCCUCCCAAACGUGGAGCCAACAGCAUCAAUGAAGUUUGCUCCAAGACAGCCUUGACUUUCCCCUAUUUGUUUUACCACCGCUAUUAUUCACCAAAGAUAUGGGUGCUUCGGAACAAUAUUGUCUGAAGUGGAACGGCUUCGAGUCGAAUAUAACGUCCUCGUUCAGUGAUAUCCGAGAUGAUGAGGACUUUCUGGAUGUAACACUCGUCACGGGUGGACAAACGAUCCGAGCUCACAAACUCGUGCUCUCGGCUUGCUCGCCCCUCUUUCGGAGCAUGCUGAAGAAAAACACUCAUCCUCAGCCCAUGAUAUUUAUUCAUGGCGUCCGGUAUGCCGAUAUCACGGCCAUUCUCAACUUUAUGUAUCAUGGUGAAGUCAACGUGAGUCAAGAGGAUCUCCCCACGUUCUUAGCUGCCGCUGAGGAGCUCCGGAUACGAGGUCUUAGCGACAAAAACAAUCUCGAUGGUGAUCUGGAGCCUGGCGAGGACUCGUCCUCGCCCCGGAAGCGACCUCGAAAGCAGGAUCUUAGCGCCUCCAUUUCUCAAGAGGAAUCCAGCAAUCAUUCACCUCGUGCCAAAAAAGCUAAUACCAGCAGUGGUGGAUCCGAGGGUAUUAGUAUCAGUAACAAUCAACCGUCCACGUCCACUCUCGGAUUACCGGACGAAACCCCCUUGUCCGAGGAGGACACCAACAAAGAUCUUAUUGUCACCCCGGAUAUUGCUCCGGAAUUCCACGAUGACUCCAAUAGUGUGAGUGAGCAGGGCUACUCAGAAUUUGGAUUCCCUUAUGAACCUGGAACCCUCAAUAAUAGCAGCAUUAACUAUUCCCGACGGAGUGGGCGACUUGACGAUAGCCUGGAAGGCUCCUCUCUCCCAAUGUCAUUUUGGCCUCCAGACCACUCCGCAUUUCAAGCGGCCGCAGCCGCUGCGGCUUACAUGGAGCAUCACACCGGGGUUGUUGGGUUGAUGACAGAGGGCGUUGGUGGGAGCAUGGGGACCCGUCCGCACUGUCCGUAUUGCAAUAAAGAAAUGAAAAACGCCCACUCCCUCAACGUUCACAUCAGCCGCUACCACAACGAGAGCAGUGAAAGCUCUGUCGAAGUGAUCUGUCCGGUUUGCGAGCGCAAAUACGGCAACAAAUAUAGCCUAAGAACACAUAUGCAUUUAAAUCACAAAGAUCAGCUCCACUUAUUGGGGACCACGAAAAAAACGCGCAAAUCUGCACCUGAUUCUCCCCAAGCGUCUUCCGAAAACAACUCCAGAUCUUCCAAGAACAUUGACAAAAUCGAUAAUAACGAAUACUUAAAAAGAUACUUAGACCAGUAGAUCAGAGAAGAAGCAAACCGCAAAGAGGUGGUCUUUCAAGAUAAUGGGGUGCUUGUACCUGGUGAAACUUUAAAAGUCGGAACUUGCGAGGAAUAAUAAGUACUAUGCCAAUGAACUUCCUUAAAUAUGCCCAAAUUUAAAAGAAAAAGGAUUUCUUCCUCGAUCCUCGGAAUCCUAUGAACCCCUUGAACUAUAAAAAGAAGAAUUAGGCCACCAUUAAGGCUAACAUUUUAAAUGACGCACUAACAAAUAUGUCAAGCGAAAGACUCCUCCGACGAUGCUAUAUUACUUGUUAACUUCUUGAAAAUAUCCUUUUGCCUAAUGAACGAUAAGAAACGAGUGAGUAAAAGCGAAAUUCAGCUCACUGUUACUACAAAUGGCAACGUGUUAAUGCAGAAUCUCCCACCAAAACGUCAUGAAGUGCCGAUAAAUUCUACGACCUUUUGUAUUGCUAAAGCUAAAGCUAUAUAUAUUGUAUAUUUAUUUAUUCAUGUUAUCGUUGAAGCCAAUGGCCUCUUGGUUUGAAUCUCCAAGGCCUUUAAAAAAACAUCGAGAUAAAUUACCAUUGACAUUUUGACCUUGGAGUUGCCAGGCUUUCGUUUAUAUUAAAAAAUGUGUGAUCCGUGA
This is a messenger RNA of Tigriopus californicus, 2240 nucleotides long. RefSeq names its product RNA-binding protein squid-like. Gene Ontology annotation, biological process: regulation of transcription by RNA polymerase II. Gene Ontology annotation, molecular function: protein binding; RNA binding. The record is from RefSeq and is a predicted model, not a curated record. Gene Ontology annotation, cellular component: nucleus; nucleoplasm. Bases 387 to 1613 code for a protein of 408 amino acids. Lineage: Eukaryota; Metazoa; Arthropoda; Copepoda; Harpacticoida; Harpacticidae. The transcript is spliced from 3 exons.